Messenger RNA from Tyto alba (common barn owl), 5731 nucleotides. RefSeq names its product spermatogenesis associated 18 (gene SPATA18). NCBI's taxonomy places the organism in Eukaryota, Metazoa, Chordata, Aves, Strigiformes, Tytonidae. The record is from RefSeq and is a predicted model, not a curated record. Gene Ontology annotation, biological process: mitophagy by internal vacuole formation; mitochondrial protein catabolic process. The transcript is spliced from 12 exons. Gene Ontology annotation, cellular component: mitochondrial outer membrane. The coding region runs from base 238 to 1608 and encodes 456 amino acids.
CACAACGGAGGCGCGCGCUGCCCGCGUCGCCGUGGCACCCGCCGCCGCGCCGGGCCCGGCCCACGCUACAAUCGGGACUAUAAAGGCGGCGCGAACGCGGCGCCGCCGCCGCCUAGAGCAGCGGGUCCGGGCCGGCGGUACCAGCUCCGCCCGCCCGCAGGAGGCUCCCGGAUUUGGGGGGCGAGGGGGGAACCACCGCGGCCCAUCCCCACCCCGGGAGCGAGUUGACAGCCGGCCAUGGCUGACGGCUUGAGGAGGCUGGUCAGCGCGGAGAGCGGCCGGGUGCUGCAGGAGAAGCUGGAGAGCUGGUACCGGGACUACGAGAUUAAUUCCUGUGAUCAGAAUCUGAAUCGAUGCUGUGAAAUAAUAGAACUGAACUCUGAGAUUCAAGGGCAGCUCUUCACAAUCCUCAAUGAAACAUCUCAAGAAGGUGGGCAUUAUGCAGGUGUGGAAACAAUAAAAACUCGUCUCCUGCCAUGGCUAGGGACUUGUUUUUCCUGUGCUACAUCAGGAAGGCUCUUUGAAACCAGUCUCUCUCUCACGCAGGAUUCAAUUGGGAAAGAGAGGCAGCUGAGAGAGCUGGCCAGCAAUCAGACUAUUCAACUACAAGAGCUGCAGGAAGAACUGACUUCAACUCGUCUACAGCUCAACCAUGUGGAACAAGAUCUGAAGAAUUCCCGUGCCCAAGAGAAGGAUGCCCUGAGGAAGUUAGAUCGUCUGAAUGAUUAUGAGCAGCAGAUUCAAAUACUGCGGGAUGAGAUUUCAAUUCUGGAUGCCCAAAAGUCUGUUCUCCAGAGCAGGCUUGCACGGAGCUGCUCUCCUUCCCCAAGGCACAGGGAGAGCAAGUCACCUCCCCGGAGGAGCUGCUCACCUGGCCAAGCCAGGCGUACAAAUGCUUCACGUCGUGCCUGCCUGGUAGCUCGCUUUGGUGACAUUUAUGCUCAGGAACGCUUGGAUGCAGAGACCCUUUUGAGGACGUAUGUCAGUGACAUGGAGAUGGUGCAGAGGAUAAUAUACAUUGCAGCUGUGGAAUCUUUUCAUGCAGCAAAGAUGGCCUACAGGCAGCUCAAAAUACGUGUAAGAGAGACUCUGUCUCUAGGUCACUCGGCACCUGAGUCACUCGAAGACAGUGUCCUGGAUUAUAUAGUUCGCCAUGAGGAUCUGUAUGACGUUCAAGCCAGUGUCAAUGAAGUAAUUCGCUCCAUGAACAUCAACCCAAAGAUUUCUUUCCCGCCAGAAAUUGAUUUCAUUGUGAUCAGCACUUUAAUUCGAGAGUUGUGCCGUGUGGCUUUUUCAAUGCAGACACUCAUUCCUCCUCUUGAUAUUGCCUUUGGUACCGAUAGAGAACUUUUCAGUGAGACCAAGUACCAUCGUAGUUUUGACUCUGAUUUCACGGCUGUUUUGGUGGCCUAUCAUGUAUGGCCUGCCCUGAUGGAAAAUGGUGAAGUAAUUGUGAAGGGAGAAGCAGUCACAAAAAGAGGAACUCUGUGGUCUCGCAGAAGUAGGACUAGGAGCAGAAGCCGCAGCCGUAGCACCAGUCCUCUUCUAGCUCAUCAUUCUCGAAGCCGCAGUCUUUCACCACUGAGGCGCCUAAGCCCAAGGCAUUAACUGAACAUGUUCCUGUGAUUCAGUACAUCUGGAUCCAAUAACUUCACUGGCGCCUUUUCAAGAAUACCUCAAAUCUCGCAAUAAUGUGAAUGGCAACUGUCACUCCAAACGGAGUUUGUGUUCAGUGUGGUUUUUAAAGUUAUAGAAGGCUUGUUUAUAAUUUUAGAAACUAAUUCAACCCUUCUGAUUUAAAAAAAAAGGUGCAUGCGAUACAGAAUCGUACUCAUUCGGCAAAAUUUGCAGAGCACUGAGGAACCCAUGCUGCAAUCCUGCAGGUGGAGAUAGAAUGAUUGCAUCUAGAAUGUUUUCCACAGAUACUAAAUGAUGCAGUUUGUCUUGAUAGGAUGUUUAAUAUAACCUAAGUGUUGAAUUUUGCAGAAUGUUGAGGUUAGCUGCUACUUAAAAACAAUUUCAUUAAUUGGUGCUUAUUUACAAUUUUAGAAAAAGCAAUAAUCUUAGGAUGUGCCUCACAGGGCCUCAUCUACAGGGCCAGCCUUAAAUAGAAGCCACACAAGUGACUGCUCGGGGCCUUGUGCUUUUACAUAGAAACAUAGGAUUUGUCCUAAUGGAACUGACAUGUAAUUCACCAACUCCACUGUCUCAUUCCAGUCAAUGCCUGAUGCUUCAAAGAUAUGUGGAGCUUUUCCCAAAUUCAACUCCAUAAUUCUGGAAUAUAAACAAUCAGAAGGAGGAAAAAUUCCUUUCUGCCCCCUCUUUUAAUCAGCCAAUGCCUUGGAGCAUGGCAUUUCAUUAGUACUACUGUAAUAACAUGAGCAAAACUAUUUUUAUUAGUUCUGAAACUAUUUAGUCCUUAAAAUUAAGUUACAGGAGCAGGUUUUGUGAUCCCUUUCCAAGGAUCUUAUGCAGAUUUAUACAUCCAUGCUCUUUCUCUCUACUUGUGUGGCUUAAGACUUAGGCGUAAGAUUCUUUGGCACAGGAUUAGAUUUUGGGCAGACUUUAGCAUUGGUCCCCGUGAGCCAUGGAUCAGCUGUCACUCUAGUUCUACAGAUGUAUUUUCAUUGGAAUUAGGCUCAUUAGUAACCAAUGAGAACAAAAUGAGGUCCUGUACGUAGAGAAUCAUUCACAGAGCCACUCUGAAUGAACUAAGGGAACACAAAAGCACGUGCCCAUAUGUGAUGUACUUUCUUGUUAUCUAAGAAAGUCACGAGAGAAAAUGCAAAGCAACAGAUUUCCUCUUCUAAGAGGCUGAUUGUUGGUAACAGAUAUGGAUCUGAGCUUGAAGUAAGCCUGCAUAUUUCUGCACUGAUCUCAUGACUAAAACCACCACAUUUCUGGAAAAACUGAGCACCUGCAACUUGUGUGGCAACAGAAAACAAUUAGAUAUCCUGAGUAUGGUUUUGAGCAGAAGGAUGAAGAAUUUCUCAAAAUCUUGUGAUUACCAAGGGUUAAGGAGAUGUAGGCUUUUAAAAUUUUGUGUAGCGUGUUUGUCUUCUGCAUGUAAUUACCAAGACAUAUCUGUGUUAUGAUUUUGAGUUGAAGUAAGUUUCCAUAAAACCUGUGAGAAAACUAAGACUACAUCAAGGACAUAUGUUUUUCUUGACAAGCAUGAGAGGCAGGGUAGUUCCAGACUUGCACAUACCAGUGGUGCCACUAGGGACUAGUAUUCCCAAAGAUCUAAAAUUGCUAUAAAAGACAAAUUUGCAGAACUUGAUGGACCAUCUCAUCUUACUCCCCUAGCAGGUACCUAGAGAACUAGUUAGUCUCAAAGUAGAAAACUAAUGCAGUGACAGCCAAUGACUUGUUUUGGUAGUGAGAAAGCAUUUCUAGGAUUUUUUUUUUUUUUGCAUAAUGUUUUAGAGCAGAACAAACCAGUGUUUGUUCAAUAUUUGCAGCUCAAUAACAUAGAGACUCAUGCAGAGCUAGCAAAUACUGAGGGUAAAUGGCUUAGCUAAAUUUACUACUGCAAUAUGAAGGUGUAAAUUCAGAAAUUACUUUAGAUUCUCCCGGCAUCUCGAUAGGAGAAAAAAGAGGUUGGUAGCCUCUUCUCAUCGAAUCUCACUGGCAGCAGGCUGUGGUACUGAUUCAGUCUUGUAGGAAGCUCUGGAGAUGAGCAGUAAGUUAAAGUUAAAAUACAGCCUGAAGAAAGUAAAUGUGAAGGCCAAAAAUUAUCAAAAUGCUCCCUGGAAAACAUAUGCCUGUACAUCCUCCAGGAUUUGAGCCUUUUAACUUUACUUUUCUAUUCCACGUAAGUACUGCAAAAGUUAGUCAUCCUGUAAAAGUGCCAUCAGAAUUAAAUACUGUCUUUCAGCUUUAUGUAACCUUUGUCAGCCAUUUUUGAUUGGUGUUAACUACACAACGAUUUCCUUACUGUAGCAUUAUAUAGUCUAGCUUUGUAUUAAAGAAAUGAAAAUCUGUUUGUUAUGGCUUGCAGCUACAUUAGCAUGCAUUCAGAUUCAAUAUAUUUUAAGUUUCAUGACUGCAUUGUAUUUCUUUUAGUCAUGCAGCAUACUAAGCAAGCAUACAGAAGAAAUGUACAUUUCAUUUUAUGCAGAUUUUUGAUAAUUUAAAACAACACAUAUAAGCAAAUCUGUCACAGGCUCUUGCUGAUAUACAGGUGUGUUGUUUAUGUGGAAGCUGUACCCUUCACUGGGUAGACAGAGCACAAACAUAGAGCAAUUGGUGUCACUUUACUGUUAGCAAAUUAAGCGGAUAGUGUAUUUAUACUUUCUUACGGCUUUGAGAAGGCCUCGUAAAGACACAGUUCUGAAAGUAAGGCUACCUGCUUGAAAGUAAAAUGUCAGCGUAAAGAUGCUGUUUACCACUGUUAGUGUCGCUUCCUGUGAAAUUGUUUUUUCCUAAAGGGCUUUGGCCUGCAUUCAAAGUUCUUUGUUUUAAAAGAAAAAAAAGUUACAAGGAGAGAGCACUCUCGGCUCACUCCUCCUCUUCACAGUAGGCAUCAUUUAGCCUCUUACAUUAGAGCAAUAUAUCAUAAGCAGAUAUGACACCUUUGUAAACUGCACUCAGGACCCUGAGUGAGAACCUGUUUCUGCAUUGAUACACGCACCCCUAAAACAGCAUGGACAAGACAAAACAUUUAUUAUUUGAAAGCAUCAUCCUCUUCACAGAAACUAUUUUGCCCUAUGAACUUUUAUGCAGUUUGCACUGACCCAUUUAAUAAAAAUAAAUGGAGUUUUAAAAAAGUGACAAGUAUUUUUCAAGUGUUUUCUAUCUUCUGGUAAAGUGUGAUUCUCAGAUACCUUGUUAGUGAAAAAAAUAAGGCAAAAUGUUGCAGUUUAGAAAAAUCACACAAAGUUUAUUGUAUAAAAUGACUACGCAAUUUUUUAAAAAAUAUUGGAAUAUGCAGUUAUGUUAAAUAGCUUACAACAAAGAUUUAUCAGAAACCCUUGUGACACAAAUGUAAAAUUCAGAAAAUCUGAAGGGCUGUUUUAUCAGAUUUUUUCUCUGUUUCCUAGGGCUAAGCUUUAUGACUGCUUUCAGGGUAACUUGUUCACAUUGUAAGACUGCACUUAGUGCAUGUUGUGUAGACAAACUUCAUUUUCCUAAAAUUUUAUGCAAGCUUUAUGGUUUUAUGUGGCAAUCAGAAAUUGAAUGCUUUAUUCUUUAAAAGCACUUUACAUACAGCGAGUGAGUGAUUUCUAUUUGGGCUGAGGUGAGUUUCUUACCUGGGGGCAUGUGAAAUAUUACCUGCCUCAGUGCAAAGUACUCCCCAAGAUAUACUGUUGCUGCCUUCGGCUUUCCUGAACAUCACACCUUUGCUCAGAAAAUUAAGCUCAAUUAUUUCUACAUGCUGCUGUAAUUUGGGCAGGAAUCUACCCAACGAAAACCAGACACAGAUGGAGCUGUGCCUGUCCUUUAAUAUAGAAAUACAAUUAAUAUUUUAAUUUCUAGUCAGUGUAUGAUAUGUUGCUCAACCUGAAUAGCUUGUGGUUUAAAUGAAGUACUGUCUUCAAAUUCUUCAGCUAUUAAAUCAAUGAAAUGCAUAUGAAAUUUUGAAUUUAACUAUUUUCACUUGAUUAGUACCAGGUUGUACCAUAUAUUUUUCUCACCCAGACUGGAAUUUCGAGAAUGACUAACUGCAAUCUAAACGUGUCCAUUUCAAUUAGUCUGAAUAAACAAUGUGUUUUAAACUAGUACCAUAAAA